CAUUAAGCUACCCAUUCACGCUGUUUCAUACACACCAUUUUGAAUGCACUAAACCCUCGAUUCCCAUAAACUCUGCCCAAUACGCUUCCUCAUAGUUCUGUCCUCUGUUUUUGUUCUGAAACCUUUUCGUGAUCUCUCUUUCUUUCUUCUCUCUUUGUUGGGAUCAGUUUAAAUCAAUGGAAAUGGCUUCCUCUUCCACAGCCAGGCAAAAUCUAACUCAACCAGAAAACGCUUUUGAAGCGCUUGUAUCUUAUUCUUCUGCACCUAAAUCGACGGAGCCAUGGGACAUAUUUAUUAAUCACUAUGGACGUGAUGUGAAAUACACAUUCGCCACUACCAUCUACGAUAAACUUCAGUCCAUGGGAUUGCAUGUUUUUCUAGAUGUGGAAUCCCUUGAGGCUGGUGAUAAUUUUCCACCAGAGAUACAACACGCCAUAUCUAGUUCUACCCUUAACAUUGCUAUUUUUUCUCCUGGCCAUGCAAAAUCCACAUGGUGUUUAGCCGAGCUAACUUUCAUUCUGAAAACUGGUAAAAAAAUCGUUCCCAUUUUCUAUCAUGUUGAGCCCGCUGAUCUGAAAAAGAUUAAGUCAGGAAAAGGAGAAUAUGCCAAAGCAUUUGCAGGGCAUGAAAAGAAUAUAAGAUUCACGGUAGAACAGCUUGAUGAAUGGAAAGAGGCACUCUUCCAGAGUUCAUUCCUGGAGGGCUACGAAGUCAGCAAUAAUAAGGAUGAGGUAACAGUUUUGAAAAAUAUUAUGAAUGAUGCUCUAAGGAUCACGAAGAAAAAAGGUCCAUUGUGGGUAGCCAAUCGUCCUGUUGGAUUGGAUAAGCUGGUACAAGAGUUUGAAUCAAUUGCAAGAGAAGAGAGAGUAAAAAUCAAGGGGAUCGUGGGCAUGGGAGGUAGUGGGAAAACCACGUUGGCCAAAGAGCUGUAUAACAGGAACAUCUCCUCCUUUGAAAGAGGCAGCUUUGUUUUCGACGUGCGAGAUGCAGCAUCCAAAAACGCUCUGCCAGACAAGCAGAAAAAGCUUCUGGCUGACCUCGGUGCCCAUCAUUCGUCCUUCGACCAUGUAGAUGAAGGCAAGGUCGUUCUUGCAAAUUAUUUGAGAGAUCAUCGGGCGCUCAUCCUUUUGGAUGACGUGGAUCACAUCGACCAGCUGCAUGCUUUAUUGCCAAACAAAGACAAGCUUGGAUCCAAAAGUAUGGUUAUUGUAACAACCCGGGAAUUGGGUGUCCUCAUAUCAUGGGGUCUCUCUGACUCCUGCAUUUAUAGAAUGCCAGGACUUAGCACGUUACAUGCCGAGCAGCUCUUCUGCUGGCACGCUUUCUUGAAAUCCUCUCCACCCGUAGGAUUUGAAUCUCUGGUUGAAGAGUCCUUAAAGGCUUGCAAUGGUUUACCCCUGUCACUGAAGGUAUUGGGUGCACAGUUCUAUGGCAGGAAGUCUGAAGAGGACUGGAAAUCCCUAUUAAACAAAAUCUCAUGGAUAUUACCCAGUGAGAUCAAACAACGGCUACGGGUUAGCUAUGAUGCUCUGGAUGAAGAAGAGAAAAAGAUUUUCUUGGAUGUAGCUUGUUUUUUUAUUGGAGAAGACAAAAACAGAGCUAUAGCAGUGUGGGAUGGAUCGGGUUGGAAUGGUAUGGAAGGUUUACGAACACUCGUGAAUAAGUGUCUUGUGGAGCUGGUUGAAGAAAAAGGGAACGACUGGACAGAAAUCAGAAUAAGGAUGCAUGAUCACCUUAGAGAUAUGGGAAGAGAGAUUGCAAGUACACACUCACCGUGUCGUCUUUGGUGUUCACAGAAGAUUGAUGAUAUGAAGAAACAUUCCACGGAAAUAAAGCCAAUUCGAGGGAUACAACCUGCAGAUGCUUUUGUGGUAUUCAAAGAGUACACAUAUCAGUUGAUGGGAAACCCAAUCGGCCGAGGUGAGCGACUUAAAUUACCGAAUGGAUUGCAAAUUCUUUCCGUGGCUGGAAACGAGUUUACGGAAGAAUUCGCAUCAUUAUCAGAAGACCUUGUUUGGCUUCGCUGGAAUUUCUUUCCCCUAAAAAAAUUUCCAUCGUGGCUUACAUUAAAAUAUCUAAGGGUUUUAGAGCUUCAUAAAGCUUAUGAGUUGGAAGAACUAUGGCCGGACAAUGCAGAUCCUCCUUUGCAAUUGCGUGAGCUUAUUUUAACAUGUUGCGAAAAAUUGCAUUGGAUUCCAAGCUCAAUAAGACGUCUUCAGCAUCUGAGAAAGCUUUUCGCCGAUUUUAGUGGCACAUCAAGUCAAGAGUUUUGUGGUGAUGGUCUAUCUUCGCUACUUAAUGGUGGCACAUCAAGUCAAGAGUUUUGUGGUGAUGGUCUAUCUUCGCUACUUGAUGGUUUUGACAAUUUAACAAGCUUGAGGAGUUUAAGUCUAUUGUACUGCAAGCAAUUGGUCAGGUUGCCUGAUUCUUUCGAUCAGCUGAUACACCUGACACAUCUAGAUUUAGAAGGUUGUGAAAUGCUAUCUUCAUUACCUCAUGGUUUUGGCAAUUUAACAAGCUUGAGGAGUUUAAUUCUGUUUAAUUGCAAGCGAUUGAACAUUUUACCUAAUUCUUUCAGUCAGUUGAUACACCUGGAAGUUCUAAAUUUAUCAUUUGCAAUGCUAUCUUCACUACCUCCUUGUUUUGGCAAUUUAACAAGCUUAAGAGAUUUACGUCUGUGGAAGUGCACACAGUUGAGCAAGUUGCCUGAUUCUUUUAGUCAGCUGUUACAGAUAACACGUCUAAGCUUAUCUGACUGUGAAAUGCUAUCUUCACUACCUAAUGGUUUUGGCAAUUUGAAAAGCUUGACAACAUUGAAUCUAAAUAAUUGCGAACAGUUGAGGAUGUUGCCUGAUUCUUUCAGUCAGCUGAUACACCUGACACAUCUAGAUUUAUCAGGUUGUAAAAUGCUAUCUUCAUUACCUGAUGGUUUUGGCAAUUUAACAAGCUUAAGAAAUUUAUAUCUGUCCUGGUGCACACAGUUGAGCAAGUUGCCUGAUUCUUUUAGUCAGCUGUUACAGAUAACAGGUCUAAACUUAGAUGACUGUGAAAUGCUAUCUUCACUACCUAAUGGUUUUGGCAAUUUGAAAAGCUUGACAACAUUGAAUCUGAAUUGUUGCAAACAGUUGAGGAUGUUGCCUGAUUCUUUCAGUCAGCUGAUAUACCUGACAGAUCUACAUUUAAAUUACUGUGAAAUGCUAUCUUCACUACCUAAUGGUUUUGGCAAUUUGAAAGGCUUGACAAAAUUGACUCUAAAUUGUUGCAAACAGUUGAGGAUGUUGCCUGAUUCUUUCAGUCAGCUGAUAUACCUGACAGGUCUAAAUUUAUAUGACUGUGAAAUGCUAUCUUCACUACCUGAAAAACUACCACUGUCGCUCAAAAAUCUAGACAUAUCGUCUUGCAAUUCCCUGAAGAAUGUCAGGGGUAUUAAUGGUCUUAUAAACCUUGAGGAACUGGAAAUGUGUAGAUGUUUGCAUAUAGAAGAACUCCCAAGCUUUGUUAAUUUGGCUUCGCUGAAGAGAUUUGAAAUGCUGGGUUGCCCCCGUGUCAAAAAAAUAGAAGGGUUGGAACACGCCAAGUCAUUGGAGAGGCUAAACAUAAAGACCUGGUGGAAGGUGCCAGGUAUACAGAGUUUGGGAAAUGUUGAAAGAUUGAAAGAGGUAGAGUUCAAAUGUGACACUAUAUCAGCUCUAAAACCUUGUAUUCAGUCUAUGGAGGGGAAGGAAUGUCCAAAACAGAUGUGGAUACAAGGUAGCGCUAUGGUCCGUUUGGAGGAGCCAAUUGUGAACUCUUUGGAGUUGGAGUUUCCUGAUCUUGUGGUUGAGAAGCCAUCCGAUGUAGAUGGGAUUCUAUGUGGGCGCUUCUUGUCGUUUGACAGUAUAGCUGGUGGGCAUGAACGGAUGAUUCCAUCUGGGUGGCAACAUUACAAAAUUUUAGGUGAUUCAGAUGUUUCAUAUUUGUAUUAUGAGGAAGAGAAGGAAAAUGGCGGAGACAGGAAACUGGUAAGUAUAUUAUUUUCAAAAGUUGCAGGUGGCAGGUACCUCACAGGAAACAAAACAACAGUAGCAUCCGGCAAAAGAGAAAGAGUUGGGAAGGCCUUUUACAAAUUAUUGGAACUUCUGGAAUAAUCGGCAGGUUAUCUUAAAGUUUGGUGGAGAGUUGAUAAAAAAUUUAAGAUAUUGAUGCAAAUAAAUGCAGGUACACAAAUGUUGUGUAACUUGCUUAUCUUAAAGUUUGGUCGAGAGUUGAUAUAGAUGAAGAUAUUGAUGCAAUUAAAGAAGUUGUUAUACAUUAAUUAAUUUAAGUUUUAUUUAUUCAAUAUAAUUAUGAAAUAUGUGAAUAGUGAAUGUUAUUAUUUUUUUAUAAGAUAAUAUGUGAGGGAUAUAAUUUUUUUAGUACUGAUUUAGUUGGUAAGUGUAAAUAAUUAAGAAAAUUUCUUAUUUUAUAUUUAUUUGUCAUAUAUAGUAAGAAUGUCUAUAGCAUUAUUUGAGCUUAUAUAAAGUUUGGAUCUGAUUAUAUGUUUUUUUCUCAUGAUAAAUGCAAGGGUCAAUAUCAAUGGUUUUCUUCCAAAUAUAUAUGAUUAUCAUAAGGCACAACACUUGCUGGAGGUUUUGCAAAUGGGGUUGCAAGCUAAGUGGGUUUAACUUUGGAUGGAACUUCGUGGUUAAGCGUGCUUGAGCUGGAGUAGUACUGGGGUGGGUGACCUCCUGGGAAGUGCUUCACCCCUAUGAGCAUCACCUAGAUGCAAUGAGUGCUAAGUGGACCAUUCAUUCUCAUGAGAGAUGGGUUCUUGUGAACCACUACUCGUGAAACAUGGGUCAAUGAGUUUGACUCAAAAACUACAGAGUUGAACUCUAAUAGCAAUAUCAUAGUUUGACUUGCUGUGGAAAAAUUAUCAAAAAAUAUUUAUUUUAAAUAUAAUUAUUUUAUUGAAUUUCUUUUAUUUUACAAAGUAUUUUUCUUUAUUUGAUUUAUUCAUAGACUAUCCAUUAUUUUUGGUCGAUGUAAAUCUUUAAUUGUUCACUAAUAAUAUAAAUGUUAUUAGAGAAAAUAAUCUAGCUUUUGCCAAUUAGACGCCCAAUUUUCUUUUUAAAGUAGUUUUGUCACCAUACCGCCACACUUAUUUUUCUUAUUUUUAUUUCUCAACUUCAUGCAGCCAUACAUUUUUUAUAAACAUACUUUUGUAUUGUUUCUAAAAAAUAAUUAAAUAUUUUUAAUUUUUCCCUAUUGACAUUGUAAUGUUUGAAGCUUUUUUCCAAGGGUAUGUCCUUGGGAGUUUUAGCCCUGUCCCCACUCUGAGGAUGUCUUAGGGAUGGAAACCUAGGAAAAAUUCAACAAGAAACGUCCUUGAUCAGCUAGGACAUCCCGAAUGCAAUGGGGAUGACCAACUGCCCCUUUUUCCUACCAUGUUUAAAAAAAAAUCCCAAAACUUAAAAUGCAAACAUAAAACUCUCCUUAGACAUUUGAGUCCAUCUUUACAUGCCAAUAUUUUUUUUUUUCAGAGGAGGGUUUGAAGGUGUUGGAAAAUAAGAACCAGCAUUCACUAGCUAAAAAGGAGAGCAUUGAGGCAUCAACCAAGAAGAAGGAAAAGUAAAAGAGAAAGGAGGAGAGUUUUGAUAGAUCUGAUGGAGUGUAGUUUGUGGAGAGCUUGUGGCACCCUCCAGGAGUUUUACUAUUGCUUCUACAUUCAGGCUUACACAGACAUUCAAUCCUCUCCCUCAUCUAAACAUCAGAAAGAACUUGGUAUACAUAAAGUAAGAUUCAUGACCACUGCUUUUACUAAAGCUCCUAUGCUGGAGAGGAAAGAGAAUGGAGUUGAAUGCAUAGAGUAGAAAAAAAACAAAAAAAGCUGCAUUUCGUUUCGUAUUGGGCAUAGAGCAAUGGUUAUGUAUAAGACGAGAGCUCCAUCAUGCUACUUCCUUUAUCAGUUUCGUGGGCUUUCAGAAAUUGAGGAAUUUGCGCUUGACAAAUGAUUUUUUAGAACUUUAAUAAUCUAGAGUCAGAGCAUUUAUUUCUUA
Cryptomeria japonica (Japanese cedar) is the source of this 6017-nucleotide messenger RNA. RefSeq names its product disease resistance protein RPV1-like. Gene Ontology annotation, molecular function: protein binding; ADP binding. The record is from RefSeq and is a predicted model, not a curated record. Bases 177 to 4127 code for a protein of 1316 amino acids. The transcript has 6 exons. NCBI's taxonomy places the organism in Eukaryota, Viridiplantae, Streptophyta, Pinopsida, Cupressales, Cupressaceae. Gene Ontology annotation, biological process: signal transduction; defense response to fungus.